GUGGACAGACAUCAUCAAUCUUCACCUUCCUCCAUUUCUCCCAUUUUCGAACACGCACGAUUCUUCGUUAACCGCUCGUGCGAAUCUACCAUUGUCAAACAAUCUAGGGUUACAGCACUAGUUUGUAUUACUGUACUUCAAUUUCGGAUUCAAUGUCUGCCUUUGGCAUGGCUUCUGCUACCAAUACCAAUCCAAACAAGUCAACCGAGGUUGUAUCACCUCCGACGGAUGCUGUAUCAAGCCUUUGUUUCAGUCCCAAGGCGAAUUACCUUGUCGCUACUUCAUGGGAUAACCAGGUGAGAUGUUGGGAGAUAACAAAAAACGGAACUGCUCUUGGCUCUGUGGCAAAGGCAUCAAUAGCACAUGAUCAACCGGUUUUAUGUUCAGCUUGGAAGGAUGAUGGAACAACAGUCUUCUCUGGAGGCUGUGACAAACAAGUGAAGAUGUGGCCAUUACUCUCUGGUGGACAACCAGUAACUGUUGCUAUGCAUGAUGCUCCUGUUAAAGAGGUUGCUUGGAUUCCAGAAAUGAACCUUUUGGUAUCAGGAAGUUGGGACAAAACUCUAAGAUACUGGGACUUGAGGCAACCUAAUCCAGUUCACACUCAACAACUUCCUGAGAGAUGCUAUGCACUUACAGUGAGACAUCCAUUAAUGGUAGUUGGCACUGCAGAUAGAAAUCUUAUAGUAUUCAACUUGCAAAAUCCUCAGGCUGAGUUUAAGAGAAUUGCCUCCCCCUUAAAGUAUCAAACUAGGUGUGUUGCUGCAUUUCCUGAUCAACAAGGCUUCUUGGUUGGGUCAAUUGAAGGGAGAGUUGGUGUGCAUCAUCUUGAUGAACAACAACAAAGUAAAAACUUCACUUUUAAAUGCCACAGAGAAGGGAAUGAUAUAUACUCAGUCAAUUCUCUCAACUUUCAUCCAGUCCAUCAAACAUUUGCAACUUCUGGAUCUGAUGGUGCUUUUAACUUCUGGGAUAAAGACAGCAAACAAAGAUUGAAGGCGAUGUCAAGAUGCAGUGCACCUAUACCUUGCAGCAGUUUCAACAAUGAUGGUUCCAUUUUUUGCCUAUGGGGUAUGUUAUGA
Molecule: messenger RNA, 1082 nt
Organism: Lactuca virosa
Lineage: Eukaryota; Viridiplantae; Streptophyta; Magnoliopsida; Asterales; Asteraceae
Source: the annotation of a GenBank genome assembly